Molecule: messenger RNA, 2117 nt
Organism: Poecile atricapillus (Black-capped chickadee)
Lineage: Eukaryota; Metazoa; Chordata; Aves; Passeriformes; Paridae
Gene: GAS2
Product: growth arrest specific 2
Exons: 8
Coding region: 178-1122 (314 amino acids)
Biological process (GO): actin crosslink formation
Cellular component (GO): actin filament
Molecular function (GO): cytoskeletal adaptor activity; microtubule binding; actin filament binding
Source: RefSeq, a predicted model, not a curated record
CCCAGCAGUGGAGCUCGCUGUCGGCCUUACGGCGGCGCUUGUCACGCGGGCUCCUUUAAAUUGAGGGCGUUUCGUGUGUCUCGCCGGCUACUCUCGAAUUUAAAGAGAAAGGGGCCGGAGCGAAGCGGGAAGGUGAUCUUUGCCCGGCGGUUCUUCGGUACAACAAGCAGAUAAGCAAUGUGCACUGCCCUGAGCCCGAAGGCACGUGGGCCUGGCCUGUCCGACAUGCAUCAGUAUAGUCAAUGGCUUGCAAGUAGACAUGAGGCCAACUUGCUGCCAAUGAAAGAGGAUUUGGCCCUGUGGCUCACAAACCUGCUGGGUAGAGAAAUAACAGCAGAAACCUUUAUGGAGAAAUUGGAUAAUGGUGCCUUGCUUUGCCGGUUAGCUGAAACCCUGCAGGACAAAUUAAAAGAAAACAGCUUUGAUGCAAACAAGCCUGGCAAAACCUUACCAGUUCGGAAAAUUCCAUGCAAAGCCAAUGCUCCUUCAGGGUCUUUUUUUGCACGGGACAACACAGCCAAUUUCUUAUCCUGGUGCAGAGAUGUAGGUGUGGAUGAUACCUGCCUGUUUGAAUCAGAAGGUUUGGUACUUCACAAGCAGCCAAGAGAAGUGUGCCUUUGUUUGCUGGAACUUGGAAGAAUUGCAGCAAGAUUUGGGGUGGAACCUCCUGGAUUAAUAAAAUUGGAAAAAGAGAUUGAACAAGAGGAAACACUUUCAGCUCCCCUUCCAUCUCCUUCACCAUCACCCACAAAGUCUCCUGGGAAAAAAAGCACAGGAAAACUGUUGGAUGAUGCUGUUAAACAUAUUUCUGAAGAUCCACCGUGUAAAUGCCCUAAUAAGUUCUGUGUGGAACGUCUUUCACAGGGAAGAUACAGAGUUGGAGAGAAGAUCCUUUUUAUAAGGAUGCUGCACAACAAACACGUGAUGGUUCGUGUUGGAGGAGGCUGGGAGACUUUUGCAGGUUACUUACUGAAGCAUGACCCAUGCCGAAUGCUUCAAAUCUCCCGAGCAGAUGGGAAAACUUCUCCAAUCCAGAGCAAGUCUCCAAACCUCAGGGACAUGAAUCCAGACAAUUAUCUGGUUGUUUCUGCCCAUUACAAAACCAAGAAGGAGGUUCAGUGAAAUAAGCUUCUCAUGUGGGUGGGACUUCAUGUAUGUAGGUCCAAAUUAUUCUCCCAAGUGUAGUGAAUUUAGUUCAUGUUUUAAAAAGACUUUGGAAAAUUUAACACAGACUGGAAAUGACACCCCAUUUUGAAGAUCUUUGAAUUUAGAACUAUUUAUUUCUAGUACUGUAUCUUUUAUAGGAAAUUACCCUUGAUAGGCUAAUUACUACAAUCAGAUAAUAAAUAGACAUAUAUUUUUAGCCAAACUAUUACUCUUUAAUAUGUGAAUGUAUACUUAGAGCAACUUAGAGCAGUGGAUUCUGUUAAUGGAAGAAAAUAGACAAUGAAAUAUAUUUGUAUGAAAAUCUUAUUACUCUGAAUCUCUGACUGUUAGGCUAGUGGAAAUAUAUAUAUAUGCAGGUGGAAAAUGGGUAUUUGGGGAAAUUAUUUGGUAAUGUCCCUUGAAAUUAAAUAAAAAUUUGCUAUUUGUAUGUUUUGCAAUCUUCUCUUAAUUAGUAGAAUAUAAUGGCUUAUUGCAUGCCAAACAACUUCUCAAAGCUAUUACUUAAAAGCAAAAAGGCCCAAGAAACCCUUUCACACCAUUUCACUAUUUAAAGCUGAAGACAAUACUGAGUGUUCAAUGUGUAGAUCCUUUCUGUUUUUCACAAAGUUGCCCAAUGUAAAAGCAUGGGAAAGUGGAGAGAUUGCCCCUUCCUCUGUCAGUCAGUGGAGCUGGUUGGUCAUACCAAUGAGGUGAUGUUCUGCAGCCCUUAAGGGAACCAGUAACAGGUGCACAGCCUUCAGACCCAAGGAGGAGCUUCAGAAGAUGCAAAUAUGGAGUCACAAAAUAUGGCACUGCUCUUGGAUAUGACCUUUUCCUUCCCUUUCUUUUUAAUGUUGUUGGUCAUGUUAAACAUGAGAUAUUCAUUACCCUGUAAAUAGAGUGAUUCACAUUCUCAUAAAUCGUUCACACAAUUGUAAUAUAGCCAAAGGUUUUUGUGGGCUCAGUUCAUU